This is a messenger RNA of Amphibalanus amphitrite, 909 nucleotides long. RefSeq lists its product as uncharacterized. The record is from RefSeq and is a predicted model, not a curated record. Lineage: Eukaryota; Metazoa; Arthropoda; Thecostraca; Balanomorpha; Balanidae. Bases 132 to 746 code for a protein of 204 amino acids. The transcript is spliced from 3 exons.
CCUUUAACAGUAUCAUCAUCGUCUAACGACAAAGUCGAUCAAAUAAUUCGGACUGCUCUACUUGAACUACCCUACCAGGCGCCGCCAUUCAACACUGGCAUUUUCCCUAGGGCCCAGGGAGUCGCUCUACCAUGGGACCGCCCCCGCCCGUCGGUGCCAGUCGCGUCUAUUCCGGGUCACGUGAUGAGGCAAGGUCGCCACAGGUCCUAGCGCCGCGCCGGUGCACUAUGGCCCGGCGGCGCCGCAUUAGGAAAUGGCCGCCCCUCUGUCCUCCGUUAGUUUGCAGUUAUUUCAUCCUGGAGCGCGCAUUUGCCGUGCAUCAGUCAUGCUAUAUAAAGUGUGGCGCGCGGACGGAGGAAUGUGCAGUGGCGAUCCAGUCUCUCACCAUGAAGCAGCUGGUCCUGCUGACACUGGCCCUGGUGGCGGUCACUGAGGGGUUCGUCAUCGACCCCUUCGGCUACGGCGGUGGCUUCGGAGGGCUCGGAGGGCUCGGAGGGUUCGGGCUGGGCAGCUUCGGAUACGGCGGUCUGUUCCCGUCGACAUUCCACCACCACACGGUGCAGCCGAUCGUACAGCCCAUCAUCAUCCAGCCGCCCGAGGAGGAGGAGCCGGAGCCAGAGCCCAAGGUGGAGGUGCACGUGCACCACGGCCCGGCCGAGCCGCACCCGCCCGAACCGCACCCGCACCCCCCGGAACCGCCACAGGUGCACGUAUUCACGUCUGAUUCCGGCCCGCUCAGCGCGUGAUAUUUGAACAAAAUUGUGCGUGUCAAUAGUAUGGUGAUUUUAGAAUGUUUGUGAUCAUUGUACACCUGUUUGGCUUCACAUCAUUUUUGCACCCAUGUGAAAAAGUGCUGGCUUGUUGUCGUGGUGAUUGUAUGCACUGGAUUGUCCGUUAAUAUACUCCUAC